Entrophospora sp. SA101 is the source of this 1224-nucleotide messenger RNA. Lineage: Eukaryota; Fungi; Glomeromycota; Glomeromycetes; Entrophosporales; Entrophosporaceae. The record is from the annotation of a GenBank genome assembly.
AUGGUAAGUAAAUCUAUCACAGGGUAUAAUGGUGGAAGUGUUGUUGCAAUGGUCGGAAAGAACUGUGUUGCCAUUGCGUCUGAUAAAUUUCUUGGUGUUCAAUUAAUGACAAUAUCAACUGAAUUUCCAAAAAUCUUUCAAGCAACAGAUAAAUGUUAUGUUGGACUUCCUGGAUUGGCCACUGAUGUUCAAACCUUAUCUGAAAGAUUCCGUUUCAAGAUUAAUAUGUAUAAAUUACGUGAAGAACGUGAUAUUGAACCAAAAACACUUGCACACUUGGUAUCAUCAACAUUGUAUGAAAAAAGAUUUGGACCAUACUUUGUAGAACCAAUUGUUGCGGGAAUUGAUAAACACAAUCAACCAUAUAUUUGUGAAAUGGAUUUAAUAGGUUGUAUUGGUAAUGCUACAGAUUUUGUUGUUGGUGGUACAUCUGCUGAAAACUUGUAUGGAAUUUGUGAAGCAUUGUGGGAACCCGAUCUGCCUGACGAUUUAUUUGAAACAAUUUCACAAGCGUUAAUGAAUGCUAUUGAUAGAGAUUGUAAAAGUGGUUGGGGUGCAUUUGUUCAUGUUAUAACACCUGAAAAAGUUAUAACUCGUACACUUAAGACUCGUAUGUCUAUCACAGGGUAUAAUGGUGGAAGUGUUGUUGCAAUGGUCGGAAAGAACUGUGUUGCCAUUGCGUCUGAUAAAUUUCUUGGUGUUCAAUUAAUGACAAUAUCAACUGAAUUUCCAAAAAUCUUUCAAGCAACAGAUAAAUGUUAUGUUGGACUUCCUGGAUUGGCCACUGAUGUUCAAACCUUAUCUGAAAGAUUCCGUUUCAAGAUUAAUAUGUAUAAAUUACGUGAAGAACGUGAUAUUGAACCAAAAACACUUGCACACUUGGUAUCAUCAACAUUGUAUGAAAAAAGAUUUGGACCAUACUUUGUAGAACCAAUUGUUGCGGGAAUUGAUAAACACAAUCAACCAUAUAUUUGUGAAAUGGAUUUAAUAGGUUGUAUUGGUAAUGCUACAGAUUUUGUUGUUGGUGGUACAUCUGCUGAAAACUUGUAUGGAAUUUGUGAAGCAUUGUGGGAACCCGAUCUGCCUGACGAUUUAUUUGAAACAAUUUCACAAGCGUUAAUGAAUGCUAUUGAUAGAGAUUGUAAAAGUGGUUGGGGUGCAUUUGUUCAUGUUAUAACACCUGAAAAAGUUAUAACUCGUACACUUAAGACUCGUAUGGAUUAA